Molecule: messenger RNA, 861 nt
Organism: Cordyceps militaris CM01
Lineage: Eukaryota; Fungi; Ascomycota; Sordariomycetes; Hypocreales; Cordycipitaceae
Product: prohibitin, putative
Exons: 2
Coding region: 1-861 (286 amino acids)
Biological process (GO): ribosomal large subunit biogenesis
Cellular component (GO): preribosome, large subunit precursor
Source: RefSeq, a predicted model, not a curated record
AUGGAGAGCAAAGCGCCUUCAUUCUGCAGGGUUUGUAAUGUAUCACUAGCUAGCCCAAGCGACUGGCGACAGCACGCAAAGAGCGAAUGGCAUGUCUACCAUCUUCGGGUCAAGGUGGCCGAGCCUGGCACCGCUAUUACACCCCCGUCCUCAUCUCCGCGCCGACAAAGAAGUGCAGCCUCAAGUCGACAUAAUGAGUCAGACGAGGAUAUAAACGACGUCACUUCUGAAGACUCGCGUUUAGGUCCUGUCGCUGCAGAUUUCGAUGCCCUGCAAUGCCUGUUUUGCAGCACCGCCAGCACAAGCUUCAGCAACAACCUACAACACAUGGCCAAAGCACACGGCUUCACAAUACCGUGCCAGGAACGUCUCACCGUCGAUAUGGAGACCAUUACGGUAUACUUGCAUCUCGUCAUCCAUGGCUACCAUGAGUGCAUUCAAUGUGGGUGUCGUCGACGGACGGUUGAGGGCAUUCAGCACCACAUGAUAGCAAAGGGACACUGUCGGUUCGACAUUGUCUCUGACAUGGAGGAAUUUUACACUAUUCCCCCUCAGAACCAUACAGCCGACGCAGAGUCACUACUUUUGCCCUCUGGUAAACUCCUUUGCAAUCCCACCACAGCUCGCGGACCGCAGCUGUCGCGUAAACCUCGCCCUUCGACCAGGAGGCAGACGGCGCUGGCGACACGGCCCAGCACAAACAGUAUUCAUGCAUCAGCGCAAAACAGCAGCGAUGCGCAGCUCUCGCCCGACACGCGGCUGUCGUCGCUGACCAGGGGAGACCAGCAAAGCUUGGCGCACCUCAGGGACUACCAAGUGCGGUCCUUGGUGACGACCGGCGCAAGGCAAGGCAGUGGAUGA